Messenger RNA from Drosophila innubila, 3562 nucleotides. RefSeq names its product aryl hydrocarbon receptor nuclear translocator homolog (gene tgo). Bases 462 to 2408 code for a protein of 648 amino acids. The record is from RefSeq and is a predicted model, not a curated record. Gene Ontology annotation, biological process: regulation of transcription by RNA polymerase II. Gene Ontology annotation, cellular component: cytoplasm; transcription regulator complex; aryl hydrocarbon receptor complex. Gene Ontology annotation, molecular function: protein dimerization activity; DNA-binding transcription factor activity, RNA polymerase II-specific; RNA polymerase II cis-regulatory region sequence-specific DNA binding. Lineage: Eukaryota; Metazoa; Arthropoda; Insecta; Diptera; Drosophilidae. The transcript has 2 exons.
UCAGCUCUACUUAAUAGCUGGCAACACUGCACUACACAGUAAACAGUUUCAGAUUUUAUCGUGUGUGUGCGCAAUUCGUGGAAGAAAAUUUGUUAAUUUGUUAUAAAAUUGUAGAAAACUAUAAAAAAAAGUGGCAUAAAUGUUGUGAAAAAUGAUAAAUUCAAAUUGUAUUGCAUUAGCAAUGUGAAAAUCGUUGUGUGUUUGUUUCUUCUGAAAGGCUUUCCAAGCGCAUACACUUGUGUGUACACACACGUACACACAUAGAAACGCAUACAAGCAAACAACGUAGACAAAAUACUAAAAAAGCAGUGCGCUGGGCCGUCGCGGCAAGCGACCCAAAUAAAGAAAGCGAACAGCAAAGCAAAGCAAAAUUAGAGAAUACAGAGAAACACACUCACACGUACAUACACACACACACACACACACUGAGAGAAAGAGUGAGCUAAUUAAAUAUUCUGAUCAUGGACGAUGCCAACAUACAGGACAAGGAACGCUUUGCGAGUCGCGAGAAUCACUGUGAAAUUGAGAGACGACGUCGCAACAAAAUGACCGCCUACAUAACGGAACUCUCGGACAUGGUGCCCACCUGCAGCGCCUUGGCCCGCAAGCCGGACAAGCUCACCAUACUCCGGAUGGCCGUGGCGCACAUGAAGCAGCUGCGUGGCACCGGGAACACCAGCAGCGAUGGCACCUACAAGCCCUCGUUUCUCACAGAUCAGGAGCUGAAGCAUCUGAUCUUGGAGGCAGCCGAUGGUUUCCUCUUUGUUGUGUCCUGUGACACGGGUCGAGUUAUAUACGUGUCCGAUUCGGUGACUCCGGUGCUAAAUUAUACACAAAGUGAUUGGUACGGCACCAGCUUGUAUGAGCACAUUCAUCCGGAUGACAGGGACAAGAUACGGGAGCAGCUGUCCACGCAGGAGUCACAGAAUGCGGGUCGCAUCCUCGACCUCAAGUCGGGCACGGUCAAGAAGGAGGGUCAUCAGUCCAGCAUGCGUCUGAGCAUGGGAGCACGUCGGGGAUUCAUUUGUCGCAUGCGGGUGGGCAAUGUGAAUCCGGAAGCCAUGGUCUCUGGCCACUUGAAUCGUCUAAAGCAGCGCAACUCGUUGGGUCCUUCAAGGGAUGGCUCCAACUACGCCGUGGUCCAUUGCACGGGUUAUAUCAAGAACUGGCCGCCCACGGACAUGUUCCCUAAUGUGCACAUGGAACGCGAUGUGGACGACAUGGCCUCCCACUGCUGUCUGGUGGCCAUUGGACGCCUUCAGGUCACCUCCACGGCGGCCAACGACAUGACCGGCAGCAACAACCAGAGCGAGUUCAUCACCCGACACGCCUUGGAUGGCAAAUUCACCUUUGUGGAUCAGCGGGUGCUCCACAUUUUGGGCUAUACGCCGACGGAGCUGCUGGGCAAGAUCUGCUAUGACUUCUUCCACCCGGAGGAUCAGAGCCACAUGAAGGAGAGCUUCGAUCAGGUGCUCAAGCAGAAGGGACAAAUGUUCUCCCUCCUCUAUCGUGCACGGGCCAAGAGUUCCGAGUUCGUCUGGUUGCGCACACAGGCGUAUGCCUUCCUCAAUCCCUACACCGAUGAGGUCGAGUACAUUGUCUGCACCAACAGCUCCGGCAAGACGCUGCACGGCGCCACGCCGGAGCAGCAGCAGCAGCAGGCGGAUCCUCAGCAGCAGCAGCAACAACAACAGCAGCAUGUCUAUGUGCAGGCACCCGGAGUGGAUUACACGCUGCAGCCGCCGAGACGUGAGAUUACGCCCACCGGAGGCGAUGGUAUCUACCAGAUGCACAUGCAGGCACCGCCGCCACGUCCAGCAUCCGCUCAGAACACACCCGUGGGCUACAGCUACGACACCACGCACUCGCCGUAUGGCGCCACGGCGGGCGGAGGACCCUCCCCGCUCGCCAAGAUACCCAAGUCGGGCACUUCGCCCACGCCCAAUGCCUGGGGUGCACUGCGUCCCACCUCCCAGCAGCAGCCGCAACCGACUGCCACCGAGGCAUAUCCGGCGUAUCAGCAAAGCAGUCCGGCGCGUUCGCCCAGCGGACCAACGUACACACAGCUCAGUGCUGGCAACGGACAGCAACAACAACAGCAGCAGCAGCAGCGUCAGCAGCAACAACAACAACAGGCAAGCGCAUAUCAAACGGCGCCAGCAGCAACGCCUUGGGAUUGGCAAAAUGCGGCUGCAGCACAUCCGGCACAUCCUCAUCCACAUCCGCAUCCGCAUGCCCAUCAUCCGCAUCCACAUCCGCAUGCACAUCCGGGCGCAGCGGUGGCAGUUGCUGGCGGACAACAGCCGCAGGGACAGGAGUUCUCCGAUAUGCUGCAGAUGCUCGAUCACAGCGCCACAACAACAUUUGAGGAUCUGAAUAUCAACAUGUUUACAACACCAUUUGAGUAAUGUUAACCUGCCUCUCUCACUCACUCUAACUGUCGUCAUACUUCUAGCUCUGUUAAGGAUGAGCGCGUGUCAAUCGAUAGCCGUGCCGAUUAAAACAUUGUUGCAACAUUCCUCAUUUAUUGCACUCGAUUCUAGCAUUUUUUUAACAAACUUUUUACAAAAUAUUUACCCAAAAAAAAAAAGUAUUUAUUGCUAUUUGUUGUGACACGCGCUCAUCUCUGCUACUUCUCAAAUUUAUAAUUAUUUUCAAGUGCAAUCUAUAAAAACAAAAAUACAUUUUCUACAAAAUUGUUGAAAUAUUUGAACAAGAAAUGCUAUGUGCAAAAAUGUAUGCAAAAAGUCAGACAUAAAAUUAAUAAUUUGCAAUCUCGUAAAUAGGCACUUAUAAGUACAUAAUGGUCGUCACGUACCGUAUAAUACCGUUCUCGAUAUCGAUAUCAUUGCCGCUAAUUCGCACACAUUAACCCUACAUAUAUAUGUACAUAAUUGUACCAAUAUUCAUACACAUACAGUGGCUCCCAGCUUAUUUGACGACAAAUUACGAGUAACAAUUUUGAAAUGAAGGAAGGAAAUAUAAGCAACAUAAUUCCAUUUUAUUUUUAGUUAUAUAUUUUAUUUUAUUUAAGCAAUAAAAACAAAAUGUGGUGGGUCACUUAAGCUGGGAGCCACUGUAUCUAGCAGAGACCACACUUCUUUCUGUCUCUCUUCCUCUGCCUCUGCCAAGCAGCGCAUAAAAGUAUUUUCAAUUUGUAAAUCGUUUCGCUCAAUAUGCAAAUUUCAAAGUUCAUUAAAGAACAAAAGAACACAAAUUUUAUAUAUGUAUACAUAAUUAAAUAUUUACAUGUGUAAUUUCUAGACUAAUAAACAACAAUUUUAAUUGUAAGCACUCUCUCGAACUCACACUCACACCACAUACAAUUGAUCCCGCUUCUUCCACCCACCUCACCCUCCCCAUUCACCCCAUUCUCCCACUUGCUCUCAGCAGUGCAACAUUGACACAAAUUUGUUUUUAUUGUUGCGGAAAAAGCAGUUCAAGUGCAAAUACUGAAAAAACAAAUUAUUGCUUAAUUUUAUUUUCUACAACAAUUGCAACGAGAAAAAAUAAAACUACAAGCUGCACUUUAACGGGUUGCCUACAGUCGCGGCUCAAAUAA